This is a messenger RNA of Gongylonema pulchrum, 192 nucleotides long. NCBI's taxonomy places the organism in Eukaryota, Metazoa, Nematoda, Chromadorea, Rhabditida, Gongylonematidae. The record is from the annotation of a GenBank genome assembly.
AUGCAUCAGCAAGCGGCGCAGCAAUCCUAUAUGGCAGCAGCGGGAAAUCCAUAUCAACAACCAUCAUCUUCGGCAACUCUAUGCUCAUCUCAACAGGCGAAUAUUGCUGCGCAACAGCUGAAUUCACUAUACAACGCUACUGCUGGAGCAUUUCCAAUUCCCUGCGAAUCACCACUCUUACCUGGACAUCAG